Patiria miniata (bat star) is the source of this 4197-nucleotide messenger RNA. RefSeq lists its product as uncharacterized. The record is from RefSeq and is a predicted model, not a curated record. The transcript has 9 exons. Bases 1 to 4197 code for a protein of 1398 amino acids. Lineage: Eukaryota; Metazoa; Echinodermata; Asteroidea; Valvatida; Asterinidae.
AUGUCACAAAACUACUUCAUAGAAAAACACCCAUCUGUAAAUUGUCCGGAUUUUUUUCACCCAGGUGGCGCGACCGACCCUGCCGUCACAGUCAGCUCUCUAGCUGGGUCCUCCCAAUACUCCAGCUACUCCCCCUCCAAGGGUCUCAUCUCCAACCCGGGCUUUUGGAAGCCGUCGUCCAACAACAAUAACCAGUACUUGGAGGUCAGGUUUAGUGAAUCAACUUACGUGUCGGGGAUCACUACUAAAGGGUGUAAUUCUGGAUGUCCGCAGAACGGGAGUCCGCAGUAUGUCGAAUCUUACAAACUGCAGACGAACAACGAUGGCUCCAAUAGUUUCCAGUACUACAAGAAUCUCAAAAGUGGCUCUGACGUUGUCUUCGAUGGAAACACCAAUGGAAACGGCAUCGUCCGCAACAAUUUUGACGUCCCGAUCCUCGUGCGGAAAUUGCGAAUUCGUCCAAUAACCUGGAAUCGUGGAAUCGCAUUGGCUGUUGAACUCUAUGGCUACACACCAGGUUCUGCCAGUGACCUUUGCUCGGGAAGCGGACAAAGUGUUGCAGAGGCUGGUGGGCCGGGCACCGUCUAUAUCCAGCAGGGUACCAACGGUGCAAUUGGAGGUCACCUUCAAGUCAACAACAUGGGAAAAAUUCCCAACGCCAAAACGAAUUCCGACUGUGACCAGUUUUUCUUUGAGGAUUCAGGAGCUGCGGCUUGGAUUUCAUCGGCCCAUGAUCUGAACUCAAUCUCCCUUAGCAAUGGCGGCCAUCUUGUCGUCGCCAGCAACAUCGACUUCACCCAGGCAACUGGUGAUGUCACUACCAUGAUGCAUCUCAUCUCAACCACGACCUGCGAGCUUGGUUCUCGCUUGGAAGUCGAGAGCCACGUUAAUGGCGAUGCGAUUCUGACGCUACCGGGGGUAGGCAUCACAAUGACGAAAUCUGUUACCGUGCGGGGGACUCUAAAUACCGAUCCCAACACGGAGUUGACGUUUGGCGGAUAUUCCGGUGCAACGCUAACUUUGAUACCGCGCUUGUCGUCCAUGCAAACUCUGCAACUGCGCUCAUUGACCAUUAAGACGAACGCGAAGCUAGACUUGCAAGAGUCCUCCACUGCAGGCAAUUGUGGUUACACCUUGGAUGUCUCGGUCUCGGACAGAAGCUUAACGAUGGAGCAUCCCAGUGAACUUACAGUUGCGUGUCCAGUUACCAUCGAUGUCACGUCAUUGCUUCUGGACGCUGCGAGUUUCAAUACCAAAUCGGUCACUGGUACCUCGUCAAUCCGUACACCAGCUCUGACAGUCACUGGGUCCGUAACUACAGGCAAAAUGGACCUCCUGGACUGCUCAAACCUGGACGUGCGAUCAACCGGGCAAAUGACUUUGACUUUAGGUGAUCCCAAAGAAUUAAGGGUCCCAACAAUAGAAGUUGAUGGUACCCUGACCUCUACCACUCCCGUAGCUGUGUAUUGCCAUGCCUUGACGGUUUCUCAGGGCGGUUCCUUCAGUUGGCCAGGAAGCAGUGGGUCAGUUUUAGAAAGCAACAUGACUUUUAUCGACGGUUACUUUAGACCGGGAAGUUUGGUAGGCCUUACGAGUGGUCUGCCUCAGUUCACCGUCGGAGCUAACGGCAAUGUUUCCAUAAUAACCGAGGACUCUUUCGGCACGGACAGUUUCGAAGUUCGGGGGCAAAUGGUUGUAUCAAGUCAGCCGGUAGUCUUCCGAGGUGUUAUGAACCAGUUAGUGAACAGUUUCACAAUUGCGAGUGGGGGCCAGUUGUCUCUUAAUACAACUGGUUCCGGCCAGUCUGAAAUACAUGCAGAGUAUGUCACCGUCGAUGGUGCCCUACAAACUGGACUCUUGAAUAUCGGCUCAGGAUGGAAUGAUCUUACAGUUGGUAGCAGCGGAAGUUUCACUUUCGAUCCAGACGGAAAUUUUGCCAUCAACACAAUCCACAUUUCCGGGGUGGUCGAAAGUCUGAAACAUCUGAUCAUAAAUGGCCGCAGCCAAUCAGCGACGACCAUUUUUGAGACUACAGCAGGCAGCUCGGUGACCUUUGACCUCGGACGAUUCCACAACGUAUCAGGGGAGUUGAACCACACUCAGCUUCGCGUUCAGGAUAUUGUAGUGGGAGGGUACUUCCAAGCGCACGAAUUGAGCUUUCCGUACGAGUUCAACCAGUUGAGAGUGGACCAAACUGGUGAACUGCACAUGAAUUCAGUUGGUCCACUUAUGGUCCACACUUUUAAAGUCAACGGCACCAUGCGUACCACCAAUCCCUUGAUAGUGACGGGCACAACAUAUGACAGAGCACGCUCACUCGUCAUCGGCGUGGCAGGCGAGGUCUUUCUCGACGAAGACGGCCGGUCGAGCGGGGAGUGGACGAACGUCUCCUACUUCGGGUUUCACGGCGUCACCAUUUCUGGCAGUCUUCAUGCAGGCCUUUUCAGCAACAUAUACCCUACAACUUUCGGGUGGGAUACGCUUUACUUGGACGGCGACGCGGAGUUUCGGUUUGAACCCGCGGAUGACUUCGCGUGCGAUUCUGUCGUCUUUUAUGGUGGUCCCACGAUGGAAGCAUUCACACCGGUGAUUAUGCGCGGGAGCACCGACCGCCUCAUACAGCAAUUAACUAUUUCUUAUCCUGGUUCCCUGCUGUUUGACACCAGUGAAGGUGACAAGAACCAAUGGCGCAGCGUGGGCUCGGAAGUUCACGCCGAAAUUGUCACCGUCGACGGCACUUUCCACGCAGGGCUCAUCGACUUCGGUGUCGGUUGGAAAACUCUCAAUGUCGGUGGCCAAGGAUUGUUCACGCUUCAAUCCACGGAUUUUCCCGUCAAUAACAUAACUGUCCAGAAUCCGUCCGGACGCAUGGAGGUCCUAACCCCACUGAAUAUUCAUGGGAGGGAGCAAACUCACGUCUACGAUUUAACAAUCGAGGCGGGUGCCACUCUGUCACUGGACACUGGUUCCUAUGCGGGCACUGAUUACACCAACAGCUCCUACUCAACCGUACUCAUCGACGUUGUGACAAUUGACGGUAGUUUUCUUGCGAGCAAACUCUCAAUCUCGGCAUACCAGAUCACAGUCGGAGGUAUGUUUACAUUUUAUGCCAGCACGCCCGAAGAAUUUGACUUCCUAACAGUUUCCUCAGCGGGGCAAGUCCAGAUUACAAACCCAGUAACAAUCUUGGGCCGUUCGUCAAAUCUUACCGAUAGUAUAGAUAUUGCCGGCCGUGUGAAACUCCACGCCGCCAUUUCUGACCAUAACAACCACGUCUGGUCGUCACUUAAUAGCUCAGUUUUCCACCUGGAUCAUUUAAGCGUGAACGGAACUCUUGAAGCUGGCAUCCUUUCCGUGGGCACCGGCUGGCAAACUUUCUCCGUCGGCGACCAGGGGGUCGUCACCUUCCAACCAGAAGGCACGUAUCGCAUCGACGACAUCACAAUUGCUGGUCAUGUGACCUCUUUCACUGCCAUGCCCGCCACAGCUCCGUUAAUAUCCGACUCCCUCCGUGUCUACUCCACGGCCGUGUUCGAUAUCGACUUUCGCGGCCCGGCGGGGUCAACAGAAGAGGGCGCUACAAAUUCCACCCUGCUCAUCGGCACUGUUCAGAUCACGGAUGGCACACUACAAGCUGGUUCCCUGUGGAUAGAGGCCAAUGAAAUCACCAUUGGCAACGGAGGAGUGUUAACUGUCGAAGGAGGGGGCCAUUUGUCCGAUCAGGGUCCAGGGGCUGGAGUAGCCUACGCCUCUGGAGCCUCAGGAGCAAGUCACGGCGGACGCGGUGGACGUGGAGGCCACACUUCCCAACGUACCAUCGCCGAGAACCUCCCCUACGGCAAUAUUUAUGAGAAGGGUUACUGGGGUAGCGGGGGCGGGUCCGGCGGGGGACUAGGUGGGCGCGGAGGCGGUCGAGUCGUAGCUCUUGUCACAGGGACAUUUGUCGUUGAUGGUACUAUCCGUUUGGAUGCUGAUAAUGCAGUGGGGUCGCAUGCUUCAGGAGGAAGUGGUGGUGCAUUGUGGGUGGAAUCCAAUGAAUUCCGAGGCACGGGUUACAUCUACAGCAACGGCGGUGCUGGUAGCGGGUUUGGAGGCGGCGGGGCCGGCGGAAGAGUGUCAAUCAAUUAUGACCAUGGCGACUUCAAAAGUGGACACAUUUUUGUCAAGGGUAAGUUUACAUGCAGUUUGCAUUUAUGA